AUGCUAGAGGAUCUCCCAAGCUCACCUGCAGGGUUCGCAUCUUUUUCGUCGAAGAGUGAUGCUGCCUCCGAUAUUAGAAAACCUCUCAGCUGUCUCAAUGGUAACGCUCCAGCAUUCAAUCCAUACUUUCAGCAUCAAUUUCAAGAACAGUCUCCAAUGGCUUCGUACCUUGUUUCACCAUUGUCGAAACUUCGACUGGACGAAGGAGUUGAUAUAGACACCUCCGUUGUAGAUGCUCGCAGCCGCGCACUUUUACCAAGCUGGGUUUUGGAUAGCCAGGGU
Molecule: messenger RNA, 282 nt
Organism: Strongylus vulgaris
Lineage: Eukaryota; Metazoa; Nematoda; Chromadorea; Rhabditida; Strongylidae
Source: the annotation of a GenBank genome assembly